Messenger RNA from Microthlaspi erraticum, 615 nucleotides. The record is from the annotation of a GenBank genome assembly. NCBI's taxonomy places the organism in Eukaryota, Viridiplantae, Streptophyta, Magnoliopsida, Brassicales, Brassicaceae.
AUGGUGAUGGUUGGGGAAGCAUUGAGUGUAUCAACCUCAAUGUCUUCAUCGCCAUGCGAAAGUGAAGCAGAAGAGCUUCAAAAGAUGUCAAUGGAACCACCGAGAGUCAAGGCCAAGAAGCGUCUCUCGAAGCAACUCUCCAUGUUGGAGACCAAAAGAGACAACGCAUGGGAGCGUCGCCGUCGCCAGAUGCUACAGAUCCACAUCGAGAGGAAGCAAAUAAACGAAGGAGGAGAUUGUGACUUAACGGACGGGGACUUGAGUGAGCUCAAAGGAUCUAUUGAGUUAGGGUUUGGGUUUAACGAGGAGCAAGGGCAACGACUUACAACCACAUUGCCUGCAUUGGACCUUUACUUCGCUGUGACUCGUCAGGUCUCGCCGCUUUCUUCACCAGGCAGCAGCGGAUCUUCAUCCUCCCGACUCUCAUCCCUUGGAGACCGAUCCUCUUCUUUUGGUAGUCCUAUGAGCGACUCUUCAGAUACUUUGAAAUUUAUGUCUCCAGGAGAUAGUCCCCAACAGGUUAAAACGAGGCUGAGGCAUUGGGCACAAGCUGUGGCAUGUUCUGUGAUACAAUCUUACAAUGAAUCAGACAAGUGCAAUGAAUCAGACAAGUGA